Molecule: messenger RNA, 561 nt
Organism: Penicillium robsamsonii
Lineage: Eukaryota; Fungi; Ascomycota; Eurotiomycetes; Eurotiales; Aspergillaceae
Product: DUF4863 family protein
Exons: 2
Coding region: 1-561 (186 amino acids)
Source: RefSeq, a predicted model, not a curated record
AUGUCUGUCAAUACCCAGACCAAACAAAUUCACCCUAAUCAGCAACGUCUUGUCGAGCUUGCGGGCGAGUUUUUCGCUGAGGUCGAAAGCUUCACCCCUGGAAAAGACCUUGAGGCCCGUCUAAAUGCCGACUAUGGACGCGGCAACCGUUACUAUGACGGGUUCUGCGAGCUCAUCAAGGCCGGGCUCGCCAACGAUGAGGGUUGGGUAGCGACCGACGAGCUAGAUGGCCCUAAGUACCGCCGUUCCAAGGUCUCUUGGCCGUGUGUCGAAAACCGCUACUUUAGCAUCACGACCGUUUACAUGGAGAGCGUCGAUGAAUACCGUGGCCAAUACCACGCUCAUCCCUAUGGCGAGAUCAAUUGUGUUGUCCAGCUCAGCCCAGGCGCCGAGCUGAUGGGCAUGAACGGCUGGCAGGGUGAGGGCUGGACUAGCCCCGGCCCAGGAACGCAUCACUAUCCAGAAGUGAGGGGUGGUGCAUUAGUAGCCUUGUUUUUCUUGCCCGCGGGAAGGAUUAGCUAUGAUGCGAAGCCGGGGAUGCCACAGCCACUCAGUAUCUAA